AGGCGGACUGCGGAGGGGGUAACGGUAAAGACGGGAUUUAAACUGUGAAAUCUAACCCGGGACAAGCCGGGACAAAAUGUCCCCACAGCAUUAGAAACAAAGUCAGAAAUGCCCAUUACCUUCAUUCGGGAGCGGAAGAAGACGAUUUAUAGAGGGAAUUGGUGGAGACAUGCAGACACGGCUGUUGAACCCGUUUAGACCCUGAACGUCUCGGAAGCAGAAGGAAGAACAACAAACGCGACUUCCGCUCGUACUCGUCCUGCACGCCGCGUGCACACCCGGAUUCUUUCCCCUCGUUCAUGACAUCGAGUCAAGUUGUGAAAAAUUGUGGAACUGAUGUGUCUCUGUUUCCACACGGACCAGCGUCAUUCCCAGACAUGGCAACCUGCACGCGGACCGUGUGGAAAGUUGUAGCAGGAUGUCAGAGGCAGCUGCUGAGAGCCGGCGGUCCCGCCUACUCGGGCGCUUCACAGGCGGCACCGAGGAAUCUGCCCAUCAGGACGUUAGCAGCUGUCAAGACACUGAGGAAAGACAAGAAAGAGAACACAGAGAAGGAGGUGAAGAAGGAAAAGAGGGUCAUCGACGACAAAGACCGACAUAAGCCGUACGGCAGGACGGCGUGGACGCCCGUGGACGACGUGUACGUUUUGAGGUACUACCCCCGGACCGUCUACGGCGCAGCAGACGCCAUCGACAUGCUGAAGAACUUCCAGAAGUUGGACUUCACUCCCCACAAGCAGCCCGUUUACAUCGAUCUGAAGCUGGACAUGAAACUGGAGAAAAAGAAAAAGGUCGACUCCUUCGUGAGCACGGUGCACCUGCCGCACCCCUUCAACACGGAGAGGAACAAAGUUCUAGUUUUCACCGAGGAUGCUGAUCAAGCCGAAGCUGCAAAGCAGAACGGAGCCGUGUUUGCUGGAGGAGCAGAGCUCAUACAGCCGAUCUUAGAUGACGAGAUUUCAGCGGACUUCUACGUGGCGGUGCCAGAUAUUCUGCCCAAGCUGGUCUCGCUGAAGAACAAACUGAGGAAGAAGUUCCCAAAGGGAAAGAGAGGCUCGGUCGGCAUCCACGUUCUCAAGAUGUUGGAGUUGUUUCAAACGGGUCACGAGGUCAUGGUGGAGAGCGACUGCUACGUGAGGACGCAGAUAGCGAUGCUGGACAUGCCCAAAGAACAGAUCUUUGCCAACCUGCAGUCGAUCCUGCUGGACGUCUGCUCCCACCGACCAGCUAACAUGGGACCUUUCAUCGAGCGGGCGAUCAUCGCCAGUCGUACCAGUGAAGCUCUGUGGUUCAAGAGCGAAGACGUUUUACCCAAAGCAGCCGAGCAGAAGGACGAAUGACGUGUCCUCUUACUGUAGAUGAUGAGCUGGACCGCCGACUGAGAGCCAGACCUGAUCCCCCAACAUCAUGAACGGCAUCCAAUCUCUGCAGCCUCAGCAGUUCACGACAGUAAUACGUUUUACAUGUAGUUGUACAUGUAGUUGUACAUGUUGUACAUGUAGUUGUGGCAUCUAAACAGCAGGAGGCAGUGUUGACGUGGACAGAUCUGCUGACAUUGUAGAAAUGAAUUGAAGGAUUUCUGCAACCUGCAGCUUCUCUUCAACACGUUAUUAUACAUUUAUACAUGAAUUUAUUUUUAUCACCUUUUUUUACCACUCGUUUGUUUUCCCCGUGAUGGCUUUUUGCAUCUUUGUUAAGUAAUAUAUAUUACUACUAAUAAAUACUACUGAUACUACUAACAGCAUGAUAAUGGUAACAGCAGCAGUAACAGUUAAUAAUAACUAAUAAUAAUAGUAGCUCCUACAUAUCAUUUUGGAAUUUUUACAAUAAUACUAUUUUGUCCUGCCAGUUACCUGUAUUUAAUUUGCAUUAUUAUUAUUAUUAUUAUUAUUAAUUAGUGUCACUGAAGACCCAAGGACUGUAUGGUGGGUGGGGGUUGAUGCCUUUUUUUCUACAUUAAACUAUAACUUUUUUGAAGUGAACAUGUUCAAUAAUUUGUGAAUCAAUAACCAUAAAAACCCUGAUACAGUGUUCAGUGCUUCAAGUUGCUUUAAAUGACUCGGUGAUCAGUUUAACCCGGUGAUGGAGAUUCAUGUUGGUAUUCAUGUUUCUGUUAUAAUCAGAAUCUGAUUAUGAUUAUGACAGAAGGUGUAGUGUGCUGUGUGAUAUCUAAACUCCCAUUAACAUGUAGAGUUAAGCUCAUUUCUUAUAUAUUUUAGUCCAUUUCUUCAACUGAUUGGUAUCUUUAUUAAUUCACGUUUAGGAUUAAAAGCCCGAAGUUAAACCAGCUGAUUGAAGUUUUAACUGAAAACAUUUAUUUUUAUAACAGUUUAAUAAUUCUGUAGCUUUAUUCGUGUCCUGUUUUGGUCAAUAUUUGCUCUUUAAACCCCAAACAAGCAUUAUUUCUGCACUCCACACAUCAUCAGGUGUCUUCACGAAGGAAAACAGAUGUUUGAUACUCCAAACCACAGCGAGAGACAAGACAGUGUGAGAGUGUGUGUGUGAGUGUGUGUGUUGAAUUAGUGUGCAGCGCGUCCUCUGAUGCUGCUCAGGUUGGUAUUCAGAGCGGGUCUGACUCGGAGGUACGUUGGGCGUCUAUUGGUCCCUGUGUGGAGACCAGGCCGCUGAUGCUGCUGCUGGAAACUGAGAUCAGUAGAAAUGAUGAAACGGAGCUUUUGACGUGCAGCAGCUUUAUAAAAGUUAAUGCCAGUUUGAAUCUUCUGUUGCUUUUAUUUUGCUGUUAACGUGUUUCUUCCUGAUAUGAAUAGAGGAGAUAAAGAUGGAGGCCGUACGUAUUGUAAAGAUCUUUGAGGCAAAUCACUGUUUUUGUAUUAUGUAACAUUAAAUAUGACUUGGCUUUACUUGUAUUGUGUUUCCAAACUGGCAACCCGGGACCUCAAAGGGUCUUGAGAGGAUUUGCAGCUUUGCAUUUAUGAAAAAAAAUAAAGUUUUUCUUUCU
Messenger RNA from Anarrhichthys ocellatus (wolf-eel), 2959 nucleotides. RefSeq names its product mitochondrial ribosomal protein L1 (gene mrpl1). Bases 300 to 1340 code for a protein of 346 amino acids. The transcript is spliced from 11 exons. NCBI's taxonomy places the organism in Eukaryota, Metazoa, Chordata, Actinopteri, Perciformes, Anarhichadidae. The record is from RefSeq and is a predicted model, not a curated record.